This is a messenger RNA of Theobroma umbraticum, 2512 nucleotides long. RefSeq lists its product as uncharacterized. The record is from RefSeq and is a predicted model, not a curated record. Lineage: Eukaryota; Viridiplantae; Streptophyta; Magnoliopsida; Malvales; Malvaceae.
GUUUUAAUUCUCCAAAGCAGUUUCCAAUACCUGCCUCUCUCUCUCUCUCUCUUCUUUAUCAAGAUUGCCUUGCCAAAAUCGUUUUCAGUAAAUUGUCUUUUUACCAGACACGGUUGAACUUGACUUUGCUUUGUUAAAAUGCAAAGCAAAGCAAAAGCCAAUCCGUGUCUGUAAUAAGUCUUACCAUACCCAACAGAUUUCAGGAUUUCCCAGGUUUCAUUUUGAUAGGAAAAACAAAAACAAAAAAAAUGGAAAAGAAUUCUUUUGCUUUGAUUGAGAAUUGAAACUGGGUUUUGUUUUGAGUUUCUAUCCUCUUGGUUUUUGGGGGGCUAGAGUGAUUGAUAUUUUGGAUUCCUUGAACCGAGAAAGGUUCAGCCUGAUAAAAACAUUGGUAUACUGAUUGAGGGCUGUUAUUGAGAAUAGGGUUUGAUCAUCUUCUUCGUCAAUCAGGGGCCCUGUUCUGAAGAUUGAACUUGUUUCUUUCUGGAAAACUACCAGUUUGUUAUUUCGGGUGCCUUUCACAUGAAUAUGAAAAGGAGAAAUGAUAAACUUCUGGGUGAUUGAUGUUGGGAGAAAUUUGGUCUGUUUGUCUUUCAGAAGUCAGAACCAAGUCUGCUUGGCAUUGUAUCAAGCCUAAUUAAUGUGCCAUGGCUGGUAGUAGCGCAACUUUGCCUAGUCAGGAAACAGAUAUCACAGCUUUAAAAGAAAUGCUUCUCACUCAACAGCAACUUCUGCAGAAGCUUUAUGCUGAGUUGGAUGUGGAAAGAGAAGCCUCUGCUACUGCUACUAACGAAGCUUUGUCUAUGAUACUGCGUUUGCAAGGAGAAAAGGCAUCAGUGAAGAUGGAAGCAAGUCAAUACAAGAGAUUGGCAGAAGAAAAGAUUGGCCACGCAGAGGAGUCUCUUGCAAUUUUCGAAGAUCUCAUGUACCAGAAAGAAAUGGAAAUUUCUUCUCUUGAAUACCAAAUUCAGGCGUAUAAGUACAAACUUCUAAGCAUGGGUUGUGAUGAUUUGGAUGAUACUGAAAAACAGUUUCCAGAGAAUCCAUUUUCAGAAAGAAAUGAUGCAUUUCUUGGAGGAAAGGGCGUCCAAGCCACUGUGAGAAGACUCAGCUCUCUACCAGCUACUUUACCUAUUGAUUUCUAUCAAAAGAAGAGUACUAUUGAUGGAGAAAGAUAUACAAUUCCAGUUGCAGAUUUGUCUUCAAGCAUAGAUGUGGAAAAUUUUGACCAGGUAGUUCAUGAUAAAAGCUCGGAUUCAAAGAGGAGUUCCUUAAACUCAGCAGCUGGUGACUACAAUUCUUACUGGGAACAGAUCAGAAUGCUAGAUGAAAAGGUGAAAGAGAUUUCAGAUUGUAAAGAAGUUGGUCAAAAUAACUUUACAAAUGUAAAGGUUGAAUCAGUGUCUGGAAGUACCAGCUCAUCCUCUGAUCCAUCAAGAGCAAAAAUUCCCCCUAAAUGUCACAAAAUAAAAAGAAACGAAGAUUCAUUAGAAAGAGAAGCCAUUCCAAGUUCUGCCUGUUCCUCUAAUACUGCUCAUGAUAUAUUUGAAGUUCCAGAAACCAGUGAGAGAAACAAAACUUGCUUUAAUGGGGAAAAGAGUCAAGGUAAGUCAGUUUUGGAAGGAGAUAAUAGGCUUAAGAAGCCAGAUUUGAUCCUGGAAGAACCUUUUAUAUCACCUGCAGAAGAUGAAAUUAACUGGAUAGAGAAGAAUAACUUUCUAAGUGCAAAGCCUGAGAAAAAAUCAAGUAAACUGAGAGGUGAGAUGAAUGCUGACUGCAUAUCGCCUGCUCAAUAUGAAACUGAAUGGGUGAAGAAGAAUAACUUGCCAGGUGCAAACCAUGAGAAAAAAUUAUGUAAACUGAGAGAUCAGACGAAUGCUGACUGCAAAUCAGCUCUUCUUCACCCAGCCACUGGUGUUACUGAUUAUCGAUCUGAGUUGCAACAGCUUACUCAGAGAGUAGAGCAGCUUGAGAGUGGGAGAAACAAUACAAGGCAUGAAAUUAGUGAAGGAAGGGAAGAGGAACUGAAUAUGUUGAGGGAGCUACGACAGCAGCUUAAUUCAAUACAAUCUGAGAUGAGAAAUUGGAGACCCAAGAAAUCCACUCCUUCGGAUGAGGUCACUCUGCUUUCUCUCCAAGAGGCAAUGCUGCACUUUUGGCUGUAAUCAAGCAAUUAAUGCGGAAUCAACUCAGACAAGCACCAGUGAUGUGAAGACAUAUCAUGGGCUAAAAGACUGCUCUGCACAUAUAAUGUAUAUAAUGGUAUCUUUUGAUUUUCUAGUGGGUGCUGCGAGAAAAUAGAUAGUUCUUUUAUUGGGCUUGUUUUGCAUAUAAAAUGAAUAUGAUGCAAAAAUUGGAUAACAUGCAUCCAUCAGGAAAAGAAAAAAGUGUAUAUCUUCAGAAUUUGGGGGUUUUUGUUUGAGCUCUUUCAUGUAUGAUUUCCUCCUGAAAGUGAGUUGGUUUUGCAAAGCUGAGUAGCUAAUUCAUAUAUGCACAUGAAUUCUUCUUUCUG